Messenger RNA from Alternaria rosae, 2321 nucleotides. RefSeq names its product signal peptide peptidase-domain-containing protein. Gene Ontology annotation, cellular component: cytoplasmic side of endoplasmic reticulum membrane; membrane; lumenal side of endoplasmic reticulum membrane. Gene Ontology annotation, biological process: membrane protein proteolysis. Bases 92 to 1912 code for a protein of 606 amino acids. The transcript has 2 exons. NCBI's taxonomy places the organism in Eukaryota, Fungi, Ascomycota, Dothideomycetes, Pleosporales, Pleosporaceae. The record is from RefSeq and is a predicted model, not a curated record. Gene Ontology annotation, molecular function: aspartic endopeptidase activity, intramembrane cleaving.
CACCACCACUCUCACUCCGACCACAUCGUUGUAUAAGUUCCCGCCAGCUACAUCCACCAGCGGGAAACACACACCCACACGUCUGCACACCAUGGCAGACACGGAGCCCAGCCUUGUCGCCAGCGCCCUCGGCACCGCCGCCUACGCCUUCACAAAAGUGCAACCGCUCCUCCCCGUCUACCUCCACAUGAUCCUCGCCUCCCUCUUCCCAAUCUACGCCGCCGCCCACGCCUCGCUCACGCGCCCCUCGACCGCCGCCAAACCGCCCAAGAAGAGCCGAAAAGACCGCAAGCGCGACGGCGCUGCCGAAGAUGAAGACAGCGACUCUGAAGACGAGGAGGAGGAGGAGCCGGAGAAUGAGAUGGAAGGACUCUCACCGAGACAUAUCAUUCUAUUUCCGCUCUUCGCGGGGAUUUCGCUGGCGACGCUGUAUUUUUUGUUGAAAUGGCUCAAGGACCCGAGUAUACUGAGUAAAGCGCUCAACGCGUACUUUGCCGUUUUCGGUUUCUUCGCUGUGACGAAGUUGGUGAGCGAUGUAUUGGACAUUGGGCAUUCGAUCAUAUUCCCAAGGCGACAUGUUCUCGGAGGCGCGCUAUACCAUGUCGAUGCCACAAAAGCGAAAGCCCUACCCGUCGCUGGCAACACCAAGGCCAGCGGACCUAUCACAAGCCCGCUCCCCGGCUUCCUCGCACGCAUACCACUGUCCGACGGAGCGCAACAAUGGCUCUGGGCUGACCGCGCGAUGCCUUCGAAUAAGUGGACAAUCAAGCUUUAUCUUGAGCGCGCUUUGGCGGGCAAAGCUCGAGUAGGCGCGCAUACGCUUGUCGGUGCUGUGGUUGCGCUGGCUACGCUUGGCUACUUUAACCUGGUGGAUAAGACGUGGUAUCUGACGAACCUGUUGGGUUUUAGCUUUGCGUAUGGCAGUAUCCAGGUUAUUAGUCCGACGACGUUUGCUACGGGGAGUGCGAUACUCGUGGGCCUCUUUUUCUACGAUAUCUAUAUGGUCUUCUUCACACCUCUAAUGGUAACAGUAGCAUCCUCCCUCGACGUCCCUAUCAAACUCAUGUUCCCCAAACCCGGCACCGCAACCACGCCCUCGGGCAAGAACGCCGCUGCCAUGCUCGGUCUGGGCGAUAUCAUCAUACCGGGACUCAUGAUAGGACUUGCACUGCGUUUCGAUCUCCACCUUUUCUACCUCCACCGCCAGAAACGCGUCCCAGCAACGAUUGAGGGAGGCGAGGACACUAUUGUGAAGGCAGAGUUUACACCCCUGGCGGGACGGUGGAGCGACCAUUUCUGGACGCAUUCCCUCAUGGGACGACCUCUGUGGACUUCUGCCGCACCGCAAAAAGACGAGAAGGAAGAAGCGCCGUUUACUUUCCCCAAGACAUAUUUUAACGCCUCGCUGGUGGGCUAUGUAGGUGGACUGGUCGCCACGUUCGCCGCGCUGCAUCUUAUGAACCAUGCGCAACCAGCUCUCCUUUGGCUCGUUCCUGGCGUGCUACUCAGUCUCUGGGCGACAGCUCUUGUGCGCGGCGAGAUUGGCCUCAUGUGGAAUUACAGCGAGGAGAUUGUUGAAGAAGCGACGGAGGCUGGUAAGGAAGCGACCAAGAGGACGGGGCAGUGGAUUAAGGAGGAAGAUGUGAAUGCUGUUAAGAAGCCGGCGACGGGGAAGUCGCGGAGACCGGAGAGGGAAAUCUUUUCAUUUUCUAUUGAGGGGCCGAAGAAAGUUGGGCCGACGGCUGUGGGGAAGGAGAAUGGGAAGGGUGAGGGUGGUGUUGAGGGUAAUGGGAAUGGCACGACUGUUCCCACGGACGUGAAGAGUCAGGUUUGGACUGGUUCCGAGGCGCAUAGUUCGGCGAGGGAAGAGGGGGGUGUUGAACCUGCUGGGAAGAGGCUCAGGGUCAGGUAGGGGAAGAUAAAAUAUGUGAGCGAGGAAAAGAGAAGGUGGCUUAUGUCUGAUGAUUCAUUUGUGCAUAGCGAUGGAGUUUGGGAAGAGAGCAUAUCCAGCCCUGCAAGAUAAUAUCUACUUGUUCAGGUUAGGUCUUCGAUGAAAUAAGAGAUCAUCUCCUUAUCCAUCCCCUGGUCUACAACAGUCCUCUAUCGUGGCAGCCACGCCUUGAUAUUUCCCCAUCUGUCCUCAUUGGUCUUCCUCUCCUCAAACCGAAGACAUUCACCAUAUCCAUCAUUUCCCACAUCCACCGCAUUUCUCUCCACUACUGCCUUCGCCGCGAUUGAUAUGUGAGCAGUGAGGGCAUAGCCAUUCGGACAUGUGUGGCAUGCUGGUAUUUUGAUGGGUUGACAGGCGUUUGGAUUCGGGA